Molecule: messenger RNA, 273 nt
Organism: Penicillium argentinense
Lineage: Eukaryota; Fungi; Ascomycota; Eurotiomycetes; Eurotiales; Aspergillaceae
Product: permease for cytosine/purines uracil thiamine allantoin-domain-containing protein
Exons: 2
Coding region: 1-273 (90 amino acids)
Biological process (GO): transmembrane transport
Cellular component (GO): plasma membrane; fungal-type vacuole membrane
Molecular function (GO): transmembrane transporter activity
Source: RefSeq, a predicted model, not a curated record
AUGGGCCGCCACCUGGCAUAUCUCUCACGCUUGUUCUAUUCGUGCGUGGGUGUGAUCAUUUACACCCUUCCGUUAGGCAUCGCGGCAUUAGUGGCUUUCCUGGUGGGCUGGGCCGGUGCUAUCGUGUCGAUGGACCAGAUCUAUUAUGUUGGACCCAUUGCUAGCAUGGUUGGCCAGGAUGGUUCUGACUUAGGGAUCUGGGUGGGAAUGGCAUGGGCGAUGUUAGUCUUUCCGCCCCUCCGGUGGCUAGAGUUGAAAAGGUUCAACCGUUGA